Molecule: messenger RNA, 1100 nt
Organism: Suillus fuscotomentosus
Lineage: Eukaryota; Fungi; Basidiomycota; Agaricomycetes; Boletales; Suillaceae
Product: galactose mutarotase-like domain-containing protein
Exons: 4
Coding region: 34-954 (306 amino acids)
Biological process (GO): carbohydrate metabolic process
Molecular function (GO): carbohydrate binding; isomerase activity
Source: RefSeq, a predicted model, not a curated record
CUCAGUCCCUCAAUCUCACCAUCUACUUCGAAGAUGCCAGUCAAACAAGUUUCUGGGCGAGUCACUUUGACUCAUACAAAGGGUUCCUCUGUGGAACUACUUCUGUACGGUGCGACAGUCAUUUCAUGGAAGGCUGGAACCAUCACCCAACCUCAGCCAAUUGAGCGGCUAUUCGUUUCAUCCAAAUCCGCUAUCGAUGGCUCAAAGCCUGUGCGGGGAGGUAUCCCAGUUAUAUUUCCUUGCUUUGGACCUCCCAGCCACCCAGAGCACAUGAAACUUGCCCAGCAUGGUUUUGCCAGAAAUGAAGUGUGGAAAUUCGAUAGCAUUAUGAUGGACAAUGACGAGGGGGUAUCUGUGAGACUCACGCUUGAGCCAACUGCGGGUAUCACAGCAAAAUACGACAAACCAUUCCAUCUGGCUUACAUCGUUACCCUGGCUCAGCAUCAGAUUAGUACUGAUCUGCACGUCACGAAUACGUCGACCUCCACGGCUUACCCACCAGACAACCUCGAAUUCCAGGCUUUGUUCCACAACUAUAUUAAGGCCCCUGCAGAUGACGUCCUUGUUUUCCCAUUGCAAAGUAAAAGUUAUUUUGACAAAACAGACGCAUCUGAAGAAGCCAGAAACAAACCGAAAGUCGAGACUAGAGCAGGAGUUGACGUUCGUCAGUUCACUGACUCUGUGUACGAAGAUGCAGGGGGGAAAUAUGAAGUCACGUGGCCAGGAGGUGGUGUAGAGAUUACGGUUCAGGAGCUAAAGGACGUUGUUGUCUGGAACCCUCAGCAGGUUGCAGGUGUGAAAAUGGCAGACAUGGAAGAUGGGGGAUGGGAAAGGUAUGUUUGUGUCGAGCCGGGUUAUGUGAGGGGAUUUGCAAAGAUAGAGCCAGGCAAGACGUGGAUUGGGCAGCAAGUUAUAUCUGUCAUUCACCAUGAAAGGAGGAUCAAUCAGUUGUGAUUAGUCGUUAUGAAUCGCACACUUAUUCAAUACCAUUAGACCAGUGAAAGAGAGAGAUUAUUAGUAGAUGUUGUAGUUCGAGUAACAUUAGCUUGUGUGCAGCUCAAGUGCAGCUGCAGGAACUUGAACAUUGCUUGAACAUGUGA